AUGAAGUAUACUGGGCAAGGAAGUGGACCAGACGGCAUCGCAUAUCCUGGUUCAAGUGGCAUCAACGUUAUUAUCAUCGGUCUAGGUUAUGCCGGGGCCACUGCAGCGAUUGAAUGUGCUCGAAAAGGCCACAAAGUUGCGAUAUAUGAGCAAACUCCAGGCGUCUCAACGCUAGGUGAUGUGAUCGGGCUGUCUCCGAACUCUGCAAAAAUCAUUGCGAAAUGGGACGAUGGCAAGAUCCACGAAAAGAUAAUACCCCAUGCCGGUCAAUAUGUCGAGAACAACGUUCACAAGCACGACACCGGCGAGAUUCUCUUCAGUCAACCUAUGUCAGGCUAUUCGAAUUUCGAAGGUUAUCUCGCGCCCCGGCCGUUGCUUCUGAAGCUGUUCGCCGAAUAUUGUCGCAAGCUGGGCAUUCCAAUCUUCUUCGGCAAACGGGUGGUAGAAGUCUUCGAGACCGAGGACGAAGCAGGGAUAAAGCUUCAAGACAAUACCAAAGUGUCCGCAGACUGUGUCCUUGCGUGCGAUGGAGUGCAUUCCAAGGCUCGUGGCCUCAUCACUGGCUGGCAGGACCGCCCGUACCCGACGGGAUAUGCUGCCUAUCGGGCUUGGUAUGACUCCAGCCUGAUUCGCGACAACCCAAAACUCCAGUUUCUGUUUGAGGGAGACUACGAUAAGAUGGAAGUCUACAUCGGGCCCAACAUGCACGCCAUAUACGGAACAUGCUCACAGCAGAAGCUCGUGACCUGGACAAUUACACACAAGGACACCUUCGACGUCAAGGAAUCGUGGACUCAGCCUGGAAAGAUAGAAGACGCCCUCAACUACAUCAAAGGCUGGGACUCCCGGCUUCAUGAAGUCAUCAAACAUACGCCUCCCAACCAGGUUUUCGAUCACAAACUAGCCUGGCGAGAUCCUCUACCACGAUGGACAUCGAAGCACAAUCGAAUGAUAGUACUCGGAGACGCCGCACACCCUUUUCUACCAACUUCAGGUCAAGGAGCCGGCCAAGCGAUCGAAGACUGCGCGACGGUUGCCAUUUGCCUAGAAUUGGCAGGCAAAAAGCGAGUCCCGCUCGGAUUGCAAGUUUGCGAGAGGUUGAGACAUGCCAGGUCGUCUUUGGCUCAGAAGAUGGGCAUCGAAACACGCGAGAUGUGGCACAAGACCAACUGGGAACUUGUCAAGAGCCAGCCCGAGACUGUAUCAAUGCCAAACCCAGCUUGGCUCUUCGCCCACAGCCCGCAACAAUACGCCUACGAUGAGUUCGAUUUCGCUGCGCACGCGGUAGAGACUGGUAUGAACUAUGUACCGACCAAUGUCCCGCCUCCGGAGAUCAAUCACAGGAUCAGCGACUACAAGGAGGACGAAGCAAAGAAGCUGUACAAUGGCAGUGCUGCUUUGCAACCCAAGCUAUAG
Messenger RNA from Exophiala xenobiotica, 1416 nucleotides. RefSeq lists its product as uncharacterized. The transcript is spliced from 3 exons. Bases 1 to 1416 code for a protein of 471 amino acids. The record is from RefSeq and is a predicted model, not a curated record. NCBI's taxonomy places the organism in Eukaryota, Fungi, Ascomycota, Eurotiomycetes, Chaetothyriales, Herpotrichiellaceae. Gene Ontology annotation, molecular function: monooxygenase activity; FAD binding. Gene Ontology annotation, biological process: secondary metabolite biosynthetic process.